AUGAACUCUCGACCCCACAAGCAGUCGAUGUCCGAGCUGAAGUUGAGGAGGUUGACGGAACACAACCAGCGUUUGCGGGAGGAUCUGGCGCGGCCACGGAUACGGGUUAGUGAGGCGAGUGCCAGCUUAAUUCGUUAUUGCAAGACAACAAAGGAUCUGCUUGUACCUUCAGUAUGGGGUCCAGUCGGCAAGGGUGAAGACCCAUACGCACCUCCAGCGCAGGGUUGCAACUGCACAAUCAUGUGA
Molecule: messenger RNA, 246 nt
Organism: Gloeophyllum trabeum ATCC 11539
Lineage: Eukaryota; Fungi; Basidiomycota; Agaricomycetes; Gloeophyllales; Gloeophyllaceae
Product: G-protein gamma subunit
Exons: 3
Coding region: 1-246 (81 amino acids)
Biological process (GO): G protein-coupled receptor signaling pathway
Cellular component (GO): heterotrimeric G-protein complex
Molecular function (GO): G-protein beta-subunit binding
Source: RefSeq, a predicted model, not a curated record